AUGUGGGGCUUCAUACGGGUGCUUCAUGGGCUGUUGCCGCUAGCAGUUCAGUCCUGGUGGUGUGAGACCAGUGCUCUCACCGGUUGCCGCGGUCACCCAAGGCACUUUGUCUUGGAGACAGCAAAAGGUGAGGUGGACAAGUUCAAGGCCUUUGAGAAAUUGCCCAUUUCCUGGGUGGAUCAGCAUGUGUUCGUUGACUGGGACGGGGAUGAUGACCUUGAUGUCAUCAAGGUGAACGUGAAAGGCCUGGACUUGUUUGAGCAAGGAGAUCCAGGCUAUUUUGUGAAGAAAGAACCCAGCCCUUUCAAAGACAUGAAGGAUUUUUUUUUUGCGUGUUUGCCCGAAGUUCUUGACAUCAACGGCGAUGGCAAACUGGAUAUGCUUCUGGCAGAUAAAACGGGUGUGAGGUACUAUGAGAACAACAUUGGACUUCAAGAAAAAACUGGGAAGGAGAACCCCUUCCUGCGCAUCAGUGGCGUUCGUGGCUGCGGGCACUUGAGCGUGGCCGACUGGGACCAGGAUGGCCGAUUGGAUCUUCUGAUGGCCGACUUGGCACACCCCAUGAUUCAUUUCCGCCAGGAUUCGGAGGGCCAGUUCCGGCUGGUGGAUGACAGCCCUUUGCUACGUGUAACGGCAAAUCGCACGCUCUUCCGGCGGCCUCUGAUGGUUGACUGGAACAAGGAUGGAAGAAUGGAUUUGAUCCUGGUCGAGCAGCCGUUCAGGCGAGGAAUUCUGGCCAGCAUGCUAGCCAAACAUGGAGUUGCCCCUGCGCCGGAUGAAUCCACAUGUGAACCGCUCAUCUUUCUUCAGGACGAGGCGGGGAGCUUCUAUGAAAGCACUGCGCCCAAGGGCGUCCUGCAGAACACGGCUUGCAAGUACGGUGCCAUCUCUUUGGUGGAUGUGGAUGGAGACGAGGACAUGGAUGUCAUUCUGCUUUCUGCCUCCCUGCUGGGAAAACGCACCCUCGAAGUAUACGAGCACCUGGAAGACCAUUCCCUAGCUAUUCCAAGGCACGAACAGGCCACUUCUUUCCCACUGAGCCAGAUCAAAAUCAGCACUAAGAGUGACUUUGGCAACUUGGGGCUUCAGAUAUAUCGUCCUUUUUUGGCAGAUUGGGAUUUGGAUGGAGAUCUGGACCUGGCUCUCUUGCCACGUGCGUCUGAGCGUUUGGUGCGCUUUGGAGACCGCGCCCGCUUCUUCCGCCACGAGGCGGAUGACCGUGUCAGUGAGGUGUCGGUACCCAAUUCCUCCUGCAAGAUGAACUUCAGCUUUCCCUUCAGUGCCACCGACUUUGAUGGCGAUGGCCGGCUGGAUCUCGUGGGCGUCGACCAUGAUGAGUACGACCUCCGGCGAAUCGUGGUGUGUCUCCAAACUGCGAAUGGUUACGUGCUGCUGGAGAAGGAGAAGAACCCGUUCUACCGCGGUGCAUGUACGUAUGGGCCCAAGCACAACUUUUUGGACUGGGAUUCGGACGGGGAUGUGGACCAAAUCUGCCUGGACGACCAUGAUCACUUGCAGUUUGUGGAGCAACUUCCCAACGGCAGCCUGAAGACCCACCUGCUGCCAGUGCCAGAGACACAGGAUUAUGUAGCAGCGGACUUUGAUGGAGAUGGAGAUAUUGACCUCUUGCUGGUCGUCGCAGGGAUUGCAGGUUGGAAGUACUAUGAGAGAAGAGAAGAUGGAAGUCUCGAUGAAUUGCUUGAGCGUGACAACCCCUUUCCCCGCUCCAUGUGGAACUUGAUAUCGUCUUCACCCGAUAGCCUAACCACUACGACUGAAAUCUACGCAGCCUUGGAUGAUUGGAAUGGGGAUGGUUCUUUGGAUCUAGUAGCCGUGGGUACCAAGACGGUAUCUUUGCUUUUGAACAAACCACUACAGACCUUUGUCGAAUAUGAUGCAAGUGAUUCUCCGUUUUCAGGGAUCCAUAUGACGUCACCCUCCUUGGCAGAGUGGAACAUGGUUGAUGUUGAUGGCGAUGGAGAUUUGGACUUUGUAUUUAUGCCCAAAGGGAAAAGCGGAGUGAGUGACUUAGUACCUGAUGCACCAGCAGCAUAUCAGUACUUCGAACAUUUGGAGAAUGGAGAGUUGGCGAAGCGGGAGGGUGCUGCCAAUCCACUGCUGGCUGCGCCAUCUAGUGGAACCAUGUAUGGCGACAAGGAAGUUGGAGUUCCACGUUCGCAGCAAACGUUGAUAGGUAGUAGUCACUUGGUGGCUGAUGUUGACGGCGAUGGAGACGUUGACCUAGUGCAGUCCUUUACGAAGGGCUUUGCGUACGCGGAGCAGCGGAACGGGAGUUUUGUCAUUUUGAGAUCUAAAGACAACCCGUUUUUCCAAGGUUUGGCUCAAUUAUUUGAAAACUCGAAAUGGGAUUGUUGGACCCUCGUUGACUUCGAUGGCGAUGGCGACUUGGAUCUGGUGAAAACAAAACCUGUGGACCCAACGGAUCUUUCCAGCGUACGGAGAGUUUUGUAUUAUGAACAGGCAUCUCCAAGGUGGUCGUUCGAGGCCUCGAACUCCAGCUUUCAUCGAAGCAGUGGAAAAUUUCAUCAACGUGAAGGAAAAGACAACCCCUUUUGGAGCGUGGAUUUGGCAGCCUUGCCUCACAAAAAGGGUUGGGGUCCUUUUUGCCCUGCUGUAGUGGAUCUCGACCAAGAUGGCGAUCUUGAUUUGAUCCUGGUGAAUCAUCCUCAUUUCCUGUACUAUCAGCAGCAGAACGGCAGCUUCAAGUUGGUGGCAGAGAAUCCCUUCGCCGAGGUAUCCCUCAUUGAGGAUGGCCCUGGCGCGGCUACCAGCCUGAACUUCCAGUUUGCUGAUUGGGACCGCGAUGGUACGAUGGAUUUGGUCGCAUCCAAAAACACCAAGCUGCACUACUUCAAGCAGGGUAUAUGCUUUGCUGACAAAGCGUGCCAUGCAUCUGCCAGCUGCAGCAAGAAGACAGGUCGAUGUGAAUGCCCCACGGGUUCAAACAGCUCCGAGUGUCGCAUCUGCAGUGACUACCACAUGCGGCAGGAUGCCACUUGCCGCAGUUGUCCGGGCUUUGGAAGCGCUUCAGGCACUUGCACCCAUCGGGGCAUUUGCGACGACGACGCGGACGCGCGCCAGCGGCAGGCUGCGAAGAACGUCUCUGGCUUCGGCCGCGCCGGGGCCACCGGCUCUGGGCAGUGCACCUGCAACGAACCCUUCACUGGCGCGGCCUGCGAGCUUGGCGAAUGUCCACCAGGGCACCGCCUCCACCGAAACGCUGAGGUAAGCAACGCCACCGAGAAGUACCCGCACUGGCAAGCCUGCGCCCCGUGCCAGCUGGGGCGUUACAAGAGUACCAGUGGCAACAAGGAGUGUGACCUGUGCCCAGAAGGCAUGGUUCCGAAUGCCAAUCGCAGCAGCUGCGUGCAGUGUGCCCUGGGCCUCUUCCCAACGAACUUGAGCAGUUGCGGGAAAUGCCCUGCAGGUUCCGUCGCAGCCCUCGGGGCCUCGCACUGCACACCCUGUCCAGCGGGCACGUCCCCGAACGCGGACCGCAGCGAGUGUGUGAGAUGUGAUGAUGGCCAGGUGGCACCCCCCCGUUCUGCGCAAUGUACCCCUUGCGAACUGGGUUGGGUGCCGGACGCGCCUCGCACUGACUGUGUGAAGUGCACGGGGCAGCACUAUGCCUUGGAGGGCUAUGAGGAGUGCCGGAGGUGUACCUUUCCAGCCAUGGUUUUGGGGGUGGAAAAUUGGUGCACUUCCCUGUACUUCUUCCUCUUCCUGUUGGCCUUCCUUCUCUUGGCCCUGCUGGUGGCGGCGAUCUUUGGGAAAUGCCGGCUGGAGUGCUUCAAGAGACGCCUCAAAACGUUGGUGAAGCAGCAGGAUUGGUGCGAGCUCUAUGCUACCAAGACCUCUGCCUGGGAGUACGGCGUCUGGCAUCUGGCGGCCCAGGGGGCCUUGGAAACGCAGAAGGCGGAGGUGAAGACGCGAUCCUUUCAGUUGGGCAUCUCUUUGCACUACGUCUUUGAGGAGCUGCAGGCCAUUUACCGAGAGAAGGCUCUUGAAGCCGAGUGGCGCCUAGACACCUUUGGUCCAGCCACCAGGAGCAGCUACUUCGUGAAACUCCGUAACAUGGGCGAAAAUGUUCCUGACCGAGAAGCGGCUUGGAACGCUUUGCCGCGGUGCGCUGCGCCGGAGGACCCCAACUUUCAUCAGGUGGCAGGUUUGAUGGCCUAUGGUCCGCUAGCGCUGGGUAAGGGCCAGUACUGCCCUCGUGAUGGUCGGCUGGAUUGCAGCAUCGUGGAUGCCUUGGAAGCGAGCCAGCGCAGUGGAAGAGCCACAUGGUUCCUCUCCUGGGUUUGGGGCUACAAAUUUUCCACGGUCUUCGGUGCCCUCUCGCGCUGGUGGAAAAGGCAUCAGAUCAUCUCAGGAGACGUCUGUGGCGAUGUCUAUAUCUGGUGGUGCGUGAUGGUGAACAACCAGUUCAGAAUGUUGGAAGAGGGCCAGACAGCAGAGGCCACGAAUCUCUUCGAUGUGUUCGGUCGCCAGCUGGCGGGCAUUGGCAAAAUGUUGAUGUGCUUGGACAAAAUGAAGGAAGGGAAUUACACUACCCGUAUCUGGUGUAUCUUUGAGGUCUUCGUGGCGUGCACGCGCAGCAUCCCCACCACCGUGAUCUUACCACAGCUGGAGCUGGACGGGGACGGCAUCGAAACCCUGCAGGAACUCACCAAGCAAUGCCGGGUGGAUGCGCAAAGCGCGCAGGCGUCCGUGCCGGAGGAUGCAGUGGCCAUCAAGCAACGCAUCAUGGAGGACCAUGGAUCCUUCGAGUUUGUGAACCAGACGGUGGAAAAGGAACUUUGGUGCGAAGUCAUCAAAUUCUUGGAGAGCUCCGACGACUCCAAGUCCAGCGGGCCCAGUGCAGCCAGCGCGGCCAGCGCGGCCAGUGCGGCCAGCGGCUCCGAGAACGCGCCCACGUGCAGCGGGUCGUCGGAGGACGAGACGUCGACGGAGAUGCGAAUGGCGAAGCCAGGGAAGCCUGCGAAGCCCGGGUGCCAGCUGCAGUGAAGGGCCCGGAACCCCACCAACGAGGUCUGCUAGCAAUUUGAAGUCUGCGCUUUGUGUGCUCAAUUGGCUGCAUGCUGCCAUUCUGGCUGACCCUCACGUUUCAAGACAGGGGAAAAUUGCGAAGGCAAGGUGA
Cladocopium goreaui is the source of this 5161-nucleotide messenger RNA. NCBI's taxonomy places the organism in Eukaryota, Dinophyceae, Suessiales, Symbiodiniaceae. The record is from the annotation of a GenBank genome assembly.